Messenger RNA from Acipenser ruthenus (sterlet), 3234 nucleotides. RefSeq lists its product as uncharacterized. The coding region runs from base 497 to 1747 and encodes 416 amino acids. Gene Ontology annotation, biological process: positive regulation of p38MAPK cascade; positive regulation of cell-substrate adhesion. NCBI's taxonomy places the organism in Eukaryota, Metazoa, Chordata, Actinopteri, Acipenseriformes, Acipenseridae. The transcript has 6 exons. The record is from RefSeq and is a predicted model, not a curated record.
AUUGUGAAGAACAGUGCAGAUAGAUUGUAUGUGAUGGUGCUGCCGAGCAUGUAUCCGAAAACACCUACAGCUAGAGACAAUCUGAGAAUUUAUAACGGAACGCGUUUAUUUUCAAAGACGUACUGCGAACACGACUGACAGAAACGAAAAACCUGCUGUUGAUUUCGCUGGAAAAUAUGCUUUACUAGGGAGGAAGGGCUGAUACUACAUUCAGAUUGAUAUGUUUACAUAUUUGUUUCAAGUACAAUGCAUGUGCACAUUGAAAUGGUUUGAUAGAUUUCUGUUUUUAUUUUGUGUAUCUUCUAAACGCCUUGUCGUGGAAGCUGCGCGUAAUACUAUUGAAACACCGUGUCCCCAUUGAGAGCCUCAAGGACAGGUGCGUCACGACGCUGCUGGUAACAGCAUUAUGGAUGGGAGUCUGGAAAGAUGGAGGGUGUAUGCAGUGCGGGAGACAGCAUGGACCCGCGCUGGGGGCUGUGGGUGUCUGGAGUGAGGGAUGGCGGACGGGGAGAGCGUUCCACAGGGGGAGGCCCCGGACCACACCCCCCCUUAUAUGAUCUUCCUCCUGGUCCUGUUCUUCUUCCUCACCGGCCUGCUGGGCUUCCUCAUCUGCCAUGUCCUGAAGAAGAAGGGGUACCGCUGCCGGACAGGGGAGCUUGAGGAGGAGGAGAGCGAGGGCAAGCUGACCCGAGAGGACACCGAGGAUUGUGUUCCAGAUGAUCAGGCAGAGGACCAGGACACAGUGGAGCAGAUAGUGAAGUGCAUCAUUGAGAAUGAAGCGAAUGCAGAAGCCCUGAAGGAGAUGCUGGUGAACCAGGAGCCAGUGGAGCGGACGGACCCACGGUUUCCUCGGCAGGACAGUGCUGGCAGCUUACCGCCCCAUCACCACACGGUGCACUCCGGCAGUGACCGCACAGCCUGUCACCACUGCAAGCAGAGCCAGGCCAAGAGAGCGCGGGGGCGAGCGAGGGCCCCCCGGGGCAAGACCCGCCCCAGAGAGACCACUGUCUUCUCAGUGGGGAGGUUCAGGGUGAUCCACGUUGGGAAAAAGUCUGGCAAUCAGGAGAAGACCGGCCAAUCAGAACAAGCCGAGGGUGACACCCUGCAGAAGGACGACAAAGUCGGCCAAUCAGAGACAGAGCUGCAUGAGAGGUGCAGCCUUCGAGAAAUGUUCAAAGACACACCCACUGACGACACAAAUGGUGUGGUCCAGAGAGGGACUGAGCCAAUGGGUGCGGAAGACAGCCUAGAGACGGGAGGAGGCAAUGAUGGGGAAUCCCAUGUGGAGGGGCUAAAGAAUGGCACAGUCCAAACAGAGAGCACAGAUAAAGGCACAUCACAAACAGACAGCACCCAUAAUGGGACAGCCCAAACCAAGGACACUAAUAAUGGCACAGUUCAAAAAGACCACCCCAAUAAAGGCACAGCUCAAACCAAGGACACUGAUAAUGGCACUGCCCAAACAGAGCACGUUGGUGGUGAUGGUGCAGCACGACGCAAGAGCCCUCAUCAUGGCACAGUUGUGAUUGGCGGACCAGCCCGCAGGGAGUUCCGUUACAGCAGAGUCCAAACGGAGGACGAGGAGAUGGCACAGACGGAGGAUUCGAAAGACGACAUGGUUCAGAUGGAGGACAUUAAAGACUGUAAGGUGAGCCAGGAGGAAGGGGGGGAGGAGCCCCAGCGAGGCCAGUGUGUGGAGACAAACAACCGCAAGAGGGGCUCCGCCCACACCCCGCACAAGUGGUGAGGACCCCGGGGGUUCAGACUGCCUCCCUGUCCGUCAGAGGAAGGCAGCCCCAGCACUUCACGGGAAUCCUCCAUUCACAAUCUGCAGUCCAGAUGCAGAUAUUUCAUCAUGUAGAUGGAAGUGACUGUUUCAGACAAUCCUGUAGGUGCUGCCUUGACUCUGUAUCCGUGAGGUACCCAGAAAAUAAACCCAAAACAAAACAAACAUCCAAUCAGGGGCUGCUGUGACCCCAGCUUCUCCACCUCACUGCAGCGCUGGUCUGAGAUCAUUACCCCUGUGCCUCCCCUCUGUGAUCAACAGACAACCAGGGCAUCCCCCCAGCCCCCCUCUUAGAAGACCCUGUGAAUCAGCUAGCUGUUUGUACUGAGCUUGCUGUUUUAAUGGAUUAGUGGGCCGCACUGUCUCUCUGGAGUCAGUGGCUCUGAUACUCUCAGUAUAGUGCUGAGAGCUCUCCGAGGAGGCAGUGUGCUUAUCUGUUUACUGACAGGACCAGUAUACAUCCCCUGUGCUUUACCGGAGGCUCCCAUUCCUGCAGCUGGCCUGGCACUGAGUGAAUCACAGUGCCAGCCUGUCUGCUGUACCUGCCAUGUGGGUGCAUUGUUAACGCUCCCUGGUCCCUUUGCUUUCAACAAUAACAAAAUGCAGCAGCUGUGAACCACGCUGUCUGGAUUUCAAGGUUUAAGCCAAGUCAGCUGAACAAUGAAAGCUGAAAACCACGUAGCGUCUGUACUGUAUCUGUCACUGUGGAUAACGAACAAAGAGCCCUGCACACCUGCCCUGGAUUUACUGUGUUUGUGAAAGAACAUCGCCAUCGUCCCCUGCUGUGUAUGUUCAAUAUUACAUGGGCUGCACCUGCACUGCAGAGCUGAGCUGCACUGACAGCCCUGUGUGGGUCUCAGCUCAGGAGCUCUGUCAGUCUGGGAGAGCUUCGCUUUCUUACCAUGUGUCUGGUCCUUCGCAUUGCUGUGCACAUGUGCAAUGGGUUACCUGGGAUUAGAUAGGGUUUUAUAAGUCACUGAUGGCUGGUUUCACAGCCCCAGAUUAGCACUAAACUUGAACUGCUAUACCUAAAGAACAAUCAAGGUUCUCAAGAUUAGUGCUAAGAGGGGUCUAUGGAACCAGGAGUAAAUCAUUUAGACAGGUCCGUUAAUCCAGGAACGACAGCUCACUCCCAGACCAGGGCUGCCCGCCCUCUGUCUGCCCUUAAUAAUGUUUUAGAGGGAUUUAGAAAGAGAACAAAGAGUCGAGCUUGAUGAAAAGAGACAUAGGAGGCUUUGAAGGAACAGCUUUUUAACUUCCAUUCCCCCUCAGCUCCGACCGUGCGGUCAAGCUGCUCCCGUCGCGUUCCCCCUCGGCUCCGACCGUGCGGUCAAGCUGCUCCCGUCGCGUUCCCCCUCGGCCCCGACCGUGCGGUCAAGCUGCUCCCGUCGCGUUCCCCCUCGGCUCCGACCGUGCGGUCAAGCUGCUCCCGUCGCGUUCCCCCUCGG